UUUGCCUCCUGUCACCCAAGCACUCCUUAUCAACUCCCACCCCCAUUACGACCAUCAGAAUGGACGCCUGCCUGCAAAAGUUCGAGACGAGCAUGGGGUCCGCGCCGACCACGCCCACCUCGUCCGAGCAAGUCACAACUCGCCGCGUUGCGCACUGGGACAGCAAGCGCGAGAAGUGCAAUAACUGCGAGCUCAUCUACCUCAAGACACUGAGCCAGCACGCGGGCUUCUGCUCCGUGGACUGCAAGUCCAACAUGGUAUAUCUCCAGAAGGUUAACCGUACCAUCCGCGCCAUGAAGGACGCGGUCGAUGAACGCCAACGCGUACAAGAGCAAGAGGUUCGCGAGGAACCAGUGACGCAACAAGAGCCACAGCCGGUCGAGGUCGAGCAACAGUCUGCUGCCAAGAUGCAGCCCGUGGCCUCCCCCAAGACCGACGUUGCUGCCCCCGAACCUGUGCACAGCUUGAAGCAUGCGCAGUCGUUUGCUGAGUUUGGUCUUGAAACUCGCGUGCUGGACGCCAGCAAUGUCGAAUGGUCUUUCAGCGCCGUGUACUAAAAAACUGAGAGCCAAUUGUAAAUUUAGAGCCUCACGAUAGAGUUGUAACGUGAGAUGUAGAAAAGUCUGAAGCUUAUAAGCUGCAUUUAUAAACAUAGAUUGCU
This is a messenger RNA of Phytophthora nicotianae INRA-310, 661 nucleotides long. RefSeq lists its product as hypothetical. The coding region runs from base 60 to 557 and encodes 165 amino acids. The record is from RefSeq and is a predicted model, not a curated record. The transcript has a single exon. Lineage: Eukaryota; Oomycota; Peronosporomycetes; Peronosporales; Peronosporaceae.